AUGAAUCCAAUAUCACAUCCACUACUCCCUUUGCACUGCAAAAUUUUUGAUGAUUCCAUAGAUGGUUUUCCUCCACAAUUUCAAGAAUUUUCAAACAAAGAUUUUAAGUGCAACCUUUGCUUUGAAAAUUUUGAUUCGGCUUCGUCUCUUAAAAAACAUAUCAAAGAAGAGCUGGAAUUUUGCAAAGAAAUUGAAGGAUUCUUAAAUAUAGAAGAUACAAUACCAGAUACCGCUAAAGAGACAAUAACCUUAAAACUUCAAUUGGAUAACCGCAGAAAAACUGGUGAAACAAUUGGGUGUCCGAAGUGGUAAUAUAUAAAAUAACUUAAAUGAAUUUUUCAUUCAAAAGUAAUAUAAUCAGUUGGGAGUUAAGAAAUAUGUGCAAUGGGUAUAGCUAUUGUAAUUGCCCGAGGAUGGCGCAAGAUAGCGCCAUCCUCGGGCAAUUACUAUAUUUUUUGGUUUUUUUUUACUAUCCACAAUUCAAUUAUUUUAUGCAGAAAAUAAUAUAGAACUCUUAAGGUUUUUUAGUGUCUACCCUAUCCGAAGUGCCAAAAAGUUAUGAAAAGCCGCAAAGGGCUGCAUCAACAUAUAGCAAAGAUUCAUUGCAACCGUAAGAAAAAGUGCCUUUGCGAAGUUUGUGGUAAAAAUUAUAAGAACAAGUAUGCAUUGAUUUUCCAUAUAAGGCAAGUUCAUGAGAAGUCUACCAGAGCUAUCUGUGAGUAUUGCAAAAAAAUAUUGUAUAAUAAAUAUUCGCUAGUUGAUCAUAUAGCGAAGGUUCACCAUUGUAGCGAAAUUAGAGAAAUAAGUUAA
Molecule: messenger RNA, 810 nt
Organism: Blepharisma stoltei
Lineage: Eukaryota; Ciliophora; Heterotrichea; Heterotrichida; Blepharismidae
Source: the annotation of a GenBank genome assembly